This is a messenger RNA of Rosa rugosa (rugosa rose), 1678 nucleotides long. RefSeq lists its product as uncharacterized. The coding region runs from base 302 to 1465 and encodes 387 amino acids. The record is from RefSeq and is a predicted model, not a curated record. The transcript is spliced from 6 exons. Lineage: Eukaryota; Viridiplantae; Streptophyta; Magnoliopsida; Rosales; Rosaceae.
CAACCUUUUCAGUUUUCAUAUGUAUAUUCUCUCCUCUUCUCUUCUCUUCUCUUCUCACUCUUUUAGUCAAGGAGGUCCGUCUCCUUGUUUGCGAUCACCCAAACCCUCUCUUUUCUUUACCAAAUUCCUCUUCCUGUACAGUCUGCUCUGCUUAAAUUCAAUCCUGUAUCUGCUGAAUUCCGGCUUUUUCAAAGGUUUUAGCUUCUGGGUCUCUGCAUUCUUGCUUUGUAUAGUUCGUGAAGUGCGAGGUUGACACGUUAUAUCUUCAAUUGCAUUUGGAAGUUGAUUACAAUCUACAUUCAUGGAUAAAAUGGACACUUCUAAUGGCAUAGCAUGGUUUGGGAACAUUUUCCAGAAGUUUGAAGAUAUGUAUCAUGAUGUGGAUGAACUAGUGAAGCAGGCUGAAAGCCAGUUGGUGACAGUGGGUGCCAAUGUUAAAAACUUUUUUGCAGAGUUAGACUUAAUAGGAGAUGCAGUCCCUCAAUCUUUGGUGGAUAAAAAGCCAGGGGCUGCUCCUGGUACAUCUGUGGUACAGAAGACUGAUGAUGCAGUCGGUAUAAAGUCGCUGGAGGGCACUGAUGGAGGCUGUGGUGAUGGAGUCCACAUAGGUUCUGUGUUAUCUGUUAAGAGUGUUUCUUCUGGUUUAUCAUUGGAACAAGUUGAUGAUAAUCAGACACCUGACAAGAAAGAUUCAAUCAAUGCUAAUCAAGAAAUUGGAUUGGAUAUUGGAGCCAAAUUGUUAAUUCCAGCCUCAGAUGAUGUAGGAGAGUGUAACUCUUUCACGGAGCCAGAGGACAGAAGUACAAACCUUGUCGAUAUGUCUUCAAAAUUUUCAGAUGAGAAGAAAGACUCGAGCAAUGCAAAUGAAGAAAUUGGAUUGGACAGUGGAGCCAAGUUGUUAAUUCCAGCCUUGGAUGAUAUAGGAGGGUUUAACUCUUUCAUGGAAACAGAGGACAGAAGUAGAAACCUUGUUGAUUUGUGUUCAAAAAUUUCAGAUGACAUGCGACUCUCUAACGCUCUUGAAAUGGAUAUUCUCUGUAAGAAAAGCACUGCAGGUAAUACUGCAGCUAAUUUGCCCAUAUUUGCAACAGAGCCCGAGGGGCUUGAACUGUAUGAUAGUUCUAGUUGUGAUGAAUCAAAGACAACCAUGCAUUUUCCCGGAACUGAAGAGGCAGACAAUGAUGUUACCGACUCGGGCUUGCAAACUUUGGGAUCAUUGAACAAGGUGGAGCUUGGUGAAAGUUGCAUUGUAGUAGACUGUACUGAACUUGAAUGCAGUUCUGGUGAAGCUGUUAAGCGCAGGUCUUACAAGAAAAAAUUGAGGGACGCAUUUGUUUCAAGAAUGAGACUGUUGAAGAAGCAGAAUAAUGAUGAACUGAGGAACAGUUUUGCAACACUCACACUCCCUGAGAAACCAAAUUCGCCUGAUUAUGAAUUUUUUGAAUCCGACUGGGAAAUUGUUUAGAUAAGAGUAUCAUCACUCUUCAUAUGAAGUCUAUCCACAUCAUCCUGCCUCCAAUAUCUUGUAGAGUUGAAAAGACUGAGGCCUUCAAAAGGCUGUAAUUAUGCUUCCAUUUACAUAGUCCCAAAUUCCCAAUGCAAUUUUCUCUCUUGAGUUUUGAACUAGUUGUUCAUACAGGGUUCAAUAUGAAUGAAUUUCACAUUUAUAUUUUCUGCA